AAUUCACCCACACCCACAUAAAAAAAACACCUGAUGUGAAGCUGGGACACUACAACACAUUAUAAGAAAAACAAAUGAGGUUUGUGUAAGUGUGCUGAGGGGCGAUGGCUGCGAGGUCAGUGGACUGUGACUGUGACAGACUGAUGAUCUCUGUAUGUAAAGCAGAUGUGGUCCUGUGUGUGUGUGCACGCGUGUGUUGUGGAUUUAAUUUCUAAGGUGACUGAAGAAAGCCACAGUGAAUACCUUAACCCAUGGGCCUGAAACACUCCAACCCCAAGUUGUUCCCGGGGGACAUCGUGGAGUAUCCCAGGAACAAAUACUUCUCUCAUUUCGCCGUGUACUACGGAGAGAGGGACGGCGUUCCCUACGUCGCUCACCUGACAUGUCGAGAUUCAGACUCCAAGCUGCCGCUCUUUGGCCGAGCCCUGAAGUCAGAGGUCAAACUGGAUCCACUGGAGCUGCUGGGGGAAAACUACAAGGUCAACAACAUGUUGGACGACUCGUUCUCGGCCAGAGACUUCCACAGCGUGGUGAAGCCGGCCAUCGACGACUUGAUGGGACGUGAGGUGACUUUUGACAUCCUGUUUCAUAACAGCGAGCACCAGGCGACGCUGUUGAGAUACGGAGUCAAGAAAUCUGAACAGGUCAAUUCAGACUCCAAGCUGCCGCUCUUUGGCCGAGCCCUGAAGUCAGAGGUCAAACUGGAUCCACUGGAGCUGCUGGGGGAAAACUACAAGGUCAACAACAUGUUGGACGACUCGUUCUCGGCCAGAGACUUCCACAGCGUGGUGAAGCCGGCCAUCGACGACUUGAUGGGACGUGAGGUGACUUUUGACAUCCUGUUUCAUAACAGCGAGCACCAGGCGACGCUGUUGAGAUACGGAGUCAAGAAAUCUGAACAGAUAGAGAAGAUUUAUAAACACAUCAUGCCGGCCUGGAAGAAGCUGUUUGAGCAGAAAAAACUGUGAAAGGUGUUUAUGUUCAGUUCUCCCCUCAACCACUGGAGGGCGACACUGUUCUCCUGAUUUCAAGGAGAAUCAUUUUCAAGAACAAAGCUGUUGGAUUGGUAGAUUAGAUGAGCCUAGGACCUUUUUACACUUGUGUUUAUUAAUGAAAGCAUUCAUAACAUAAAAAAGUUGUAAUGUUAUGGAAUUUUAAAGUGGUUAUUGGAGAAAGGGUCAUAAUAUUAUGAAAGUAGUAAUAUUUUCAAUAAAUGAGUUUUACAAGAAAAAAGUCCUAAAAGUUUCAAGAUAAUCUUAAUAUAUUGCUCAAUUUAGAUUCUCUGAAGAGGUGAUAUUAUGGUGUGAAAUAUAAUAAUGUGACGUUUUCUCAAAAAAAACACAAAAAGUUCAUUUUUACAUUUCUGCUGCAUCUGUGAUCCAAAUGUUUUUCACCAAAAAUGGAUGCUGCCUGCUGAACCUUUAACAUAAUAAGCUUGUGUGAAGCAUGAAGUCCUCUUGGUGCUACAGUUCAUCCUUUAAGGAUUUUGUCAAGUUUCAUGUACUUCAGUUUUCAUUUUAGAUUAUUUUUAUCCUUUUUAUUUUUUUCCUUUUAUUAUUAAUUAACCUUUUCAUCAUCUCACCGUUUUCCUAUUCUCAUUAUAUCAUUAUUUGUUUUGGGGAUAUUUUGUUUUGUCUUUACUUUCUGUACAUACUCACAUUGUACCACCUUAACUUAAAUAAACAUUUUGUUUGCCAGCAUUUCCAAAACAAUCAAAUCUAUCUUUAACAUCUUAUACCAUUAAACUGCAACAGAGGCUGUGAGUAAAAUGUCAUGAAGGACAAUUAAUACAGGUGGACCAAUACUAGAAUAGCCAUAAACUUUUCUUUAAUAAAGCAAUUUUUCUUUGUCGCAGAGACCUUUGUUGGGCUUUGUCAAAUCCCACUUUACAAAUAAAGCUGUAGAACAGUG
Molecule: messenger RNA, 1911 nt
Organism: Micropterus dolomieu (smallmouth bass)
Lineage: Eukaryota; Metazoa; Chordata; Actinopteri; Centrarchiformes; Centrarchidae
Gene: plaat1l
Product: phospholipase A and acyltransferase 1-like
Exons: 7
Coding region: 252-968 (238 amino acids)
Biological process (GO): N-acylphosphatidylethanolamine metabolic process
Cellular component (GO): cytoplasm
Molecular function (GO): glycerophospholipid phospholipase A1 activity; A2-type glycerophospholipase activity
Source: RefSeq, a predicted model, not a curated record